Messenger RNA from Meleagris gallopavo (turkey), 2629 nucleotides. RefSeq names its product cytohesin 4 (gene CYTH4). Gene Ontology annotation, molecular function: guanyl-nucleotide exchange factor activity. Lineage: Eukaryota; Metazoa; Chordata; Aves; Galliformes; Phasianidae. The record is from RefSeq and is a predicted model, not a curated record. Gene Ontology annotation, biological process: regulation of ARF protein signal transduction.
AUUCAAGCCAACAGCUGGGGGCACCAAACUGCUUUUGCAUGAGAGCUGAGCCAAUGUUAGAGAAGAGUGAGAAACUGGAAGAGUGGGCUUUCUCCUCUCAUCUUUAGCAUCCAGAGUUUGAAGGAGGUGUAAACAGGCCUGGGGAUCUGCAGUGAGAGUAGCAAAGGACAUGAGGCAAUGAAGAUUUCUCAUAUCUUCCCUGUAUCAAAAGGACAAGAGGGUCAUCUGACCUGAGUGAGGCUGAAGAGGCUGAAAUAGAGACAAUAAGACAGCACAGAGAGGAGCUCUUGGAGGACAUCAAGCAGACUCAAACACUACUUCAUUGACUCCCGAAGAGCCUGAAAAUGACAAACUGAAAGUCAGUUAGUAAUAUCACAUCACAUCUACAUCGUGCAUGGUGGUGGACAGCUUUUUCUCUUCUGCUUCCAUUGCCACAAAAUGUACACUAUCAUCUUGCACUGAUUUUUCCACAACAUGAAGAGAUCCACACUCCUGGGAAAUAACUGCAAAGCUGAAAGAAGAGAUUGCACAAGUGUUUGCAGAGAUUGAGGGCUUCCAGAAUGCAGAGGAGAGGCAAGAGGCAGAUCAGAACCCUGGUGAGAGGACCAGCAAACUAUCGCAGAGGGAUAAACUUCUGUCCGUGGGUCGGAAGAAAUUCAACAUGGAUCCUGAAAAGGGGAUCCAGUACCUGAUUGAGCAGCAGCUAUUGUCCUCAGACUUGCAGGAGAUUGCCAAAUUCCUCCACAAGGGUGAAGGCUUGAACAAGACAGCCAUUGGCAAUUACUUGGGUAGGAGAGACUCCAAAAACAUUCAGAUUCUCCAAGCCUUUGUGGCAUGUCACCAGUUUGCCAACCUCAACCUGGUGCAAGCACUAAGACAGUUCCUAUGGAGCUUCCGGCUGCCUGGGGAAGCACAGAAAAUUGAUCGUAUGAUGGAGGCCUUUGCCAACUGGUACUGCAAGUGUAACCCAGGAGUAUUCCAGUCCACAGAUACAUGUUAUAUACUCUCCUUCUCUAUUAUCAUGCUCAACACCAGCCUACACAACCCUAAUGUGAAAGACAAACCCCCCUUUGAAAGGUUUGUGUCCAUCAACCGAGGCAUCAAUGAUGGAGCAGAUCUGCCAGAAGAGCUCUUAAAGAAUCUGUUCGACAGCAUAAAGAACGAGCCAUUCUCUAUACCAGAAGAUGAUGGAAAUGAUCUCACACACACUUUCUUCAACCCUAACCGUGAGGGCUGGCUCCUGAAACUAGGAGGACGUGUGAAAACGUGGAAACGUCGUUGGUUCAUUCUGACUGAUAACUGCCUGUACUACUUUGAAUAUACCACGGACAAAGAGCCUCUGGGCAUUAUCCCCCUGGAGAACCUAUCAGUCCGGAAGGUGGAUGAUCCCAAAAAGCCAAACUGCUUUGAGCUCUUCAAUCCCAACUGCAAAGGGCAGAAGAUCAAAGCCUGCAAAACAGAUGGGGAUGGGAAGGUGGUUGAAGGCAAGCACCAGUCCUAUAAGAUCUCUGCAGCUACACCAGCAGAACGUGAUGAGUGGAUUGAGGCAAUAAGGACUAGCAUCACACAGAAUCCUUUCUAUGAUCUCGUCUCGGCCCGAAAGAAGAAGAUUGCCAACAGAAAUUGAUCCAUGACCUGGUGGCUGGCAGCAGGAAGAUGUAGUUGUUGGACAGCGUCUCUCACAUGCUGGGCACUUUCAGGGAAGAAAUUUGGGAGGAUUGGCUCCUUCCCUCUUGGCACGAAGAUGACUGACAGGACAACUUACCAGAUUUGCUUCUUCUCCUUCCAACCCAAAGGCAGAGGAGCAAUCCACUGAGGACUGUCAGAGCUGUGGGCACAGCACUUCCCAUGUCAUAGCUCAGAGGCUAAACAUCAACUGGCCUUUGGGUUCCUCCAUAUUGCUCCAGGCAUGAAGGGCAGAAUUUGAGGAGAGACAAGAAUGUCUCCAGAAUAUCUCCAGCCUGCAGCCGUCUACAACCAUCAAAUGAAGUAUAGUUUUUCUAUGUGGAUGCUAUCAAGACAGCAAAGCAUAGUCCAGUCAGUUGUGGAGUAGAUAAGAUCCAUUGGUUUUUCUUCCAUUAACAGAUGUGUUGUAGUUGUGUCAAGGUGCCACUAAUGUUUCAGGACUCCAGGGUGAAACCAGAGCACAGAGGAUGAUAAGAAUCCCUCUGUGCAGUUCUCUUCUAUGCCUCUUCCUAUAGCCAUGAAGGCUGUAAUUCUGGGAAGUCCCUGCUCUGCAGCUGAGUCACAGGCUUUAGGAAGUAAUUGAUGUUAGACAGGGAGAUAGGGUAUACACUCUGUGUAGAGAGGUUCCUGAGCAAGGGAAGCAGCUCUGGAUCUCUGUCUCUGGGACUGGCUACUCUUGCUACUCUGGGACUCACCAUAGGUCUCCCUAGGGAAGACCCCCAAACGCUAUUUCUCCUUCUAGCUGAUGGCUACCCAGCAAGCAUUGCUUGCCCAAGAUGUGUAUCUGAAAGGUCUGCAGCCAGAAGGCAUGAAAAAUCAGAGGUGCAUUUACAUACACACACAAGCAUGGGCACACAGAGGCAUUCCCAUCUUCACAGACCGGUUUCACUUGGAACCUACUGUUUUUGGCUCUUGUGUGAAGAAAUAAAAGUGUCUGAAACAA